GCAUCCACUGCCAUCAUCUCCCGCAGACGGGCCACCAGGGCCAAACAAUGAUGUUGACAAUGCCUCGCCCUGCUGCCACCACCCGAUAUGGGGCUGUCGGAAUUGAGAGCAGCUACUUCUCCUUAAAACCACUGGCUUUCCCUGAGAUAUCUGGCUUCUGUUCUUCCUUGAUAUCUGUUCCACCUGAGCCAUUUCUCAUUGCUAGCCCAGGCUUCUGCAUCCCCAGUUUUCGUCGCUUCUGUUCCUCUGACGUCCGUCUUCCAUUCUACCGAGGGCCAAUAUACCCAUCGCGUGCCCUACAUCACCCACUCCGAUUUCUCAGAUUCGACCGUUCUUUUUCCUAUCUCGAGUCACUGUAGGAGCAGGAGCUGCAAAUAUGGCAACCAACGGAGAUACCAAUGGCCAGUCUACCGGUACUGGCACGGAGAAAAUCAACACAGACAUCAUCACUCUCACUAGAUUCCUGACAGAAGAACAGUCGAAACACAAGGAAGCCACCGGUGACUUUACACUGCUCUGCCAUGCCCUUCAAUUCUCCUUCAAAUCCAUUUCCUACUAUAUCCGUCGUGCCACCUUGAUCAAUCUCACCGGUCUAGCUGGUUCUUCGAACACGACGGGCGAUGAUCAGAAAAAACUCGACGUGAUUGGCAAUGACCUCUUCGUGGCCGCAAUGCGGGGUUCCGGAAAGGUCAGAGCUCUCGUCUCGGAAGAAGAGGAGGAGGUGAUAUACUUUGACGAAAGCCACGAUGCCAGAUAUGUUGUGGCCUGCGACCCCAUUGACGGGUCGAGCAAUCUGGAUGCUGGUGUCAGUGUAGGAACCAUUUUUGGGAUUAUGAAGUUGCCAGACAGUGUCGUGGGCAAGAAACCUUCUCCGGAAGAUCUCCUGAUGCCGGGUACGGAACUGCUUGCUGCUGGGUUCACCAUGUAUGGCGCCUCUGCGCAACUCGUCAUCACCAUGAAAGGCGGCUCGGUCAAUGGAUUCACUCUGGACAAUGCCCUAGGAGAAUUCAUUCUCACACACCCCAAUAUGCGCAUCCCUAAGAAGCGUGCCAUCUACUCUGUGAACGAAGGAAACUCCCUCUACUGGACCGACAAAACAAAGGCUUACUUUGAGUCGCUCAAAUACCCUACUGAAAAGGGCGGCAAACCAUACAGCGCCCGCUAUAUUGGAUCCAUGGUUGCUGACGCUUAUCGCACACUACUGUACGGAGGCAUCUUCGCGUACCCGGCGGAUAAGAAAUCACCCAAAGGAAAACUCAGGAUUCUGUACGAGUGUGCGCCGAUGGCGCUGGUUAUGGAGAAUGCGGGUGGCAUGGCAGUGAACAGCAAGAUGGAGAGGAUGUUGGAGGUCAAGCCGGAAGGUAUCCACGACCGAAGCGGAAUUUUCAUGGGCAGCAAAGAAGAGAUGGAGAAAGUCAUUGCGGCGCACAAGUAGAUUAGGGGAGUCGGUAGCGAAGCAGAUCACGGGGGAGGACGAGACGGUCCCUCAGGAGGAGACGGCACGGAGCUAUCAACGACAUAACGGGAGUUGUUGAGCGGGAAUCAACUGACAAUCAUGGAAUGGAUUUGGUCUUAUGGUAUAUGUAUUUACCUACCAUGUUAUGCAUGACCUACGAAAAUCAGGAAACCGGCAUCCAUAUGCAAAAUGUCAUGAUGCAUUUGUUUGCCCUCUGCCCCC
Molecule: messenger RNA, 1678 nt
Organism: Cladophialophora immunda
Lineage: Eukaryota; Fungi; Ascomycota; Eurotiomycetes; Chaetothyriales; Herpotrichiellaceae
Exons: 4
Coding region: 377-1435 (352 amino acids)
Biological process (GO): fructose metabolic process; fructose 1,6-bisphosphate metabolic process; fructose 6-phosphate metabolic process
Cellular component (GO): cytosol; cytoplasm
Molecular function (GO): fructose 1,6-bisphosphate 1-phosphatase activity
Source: RefSeq, a predicted model, not a curated record